AUGCUCCAGUUCUCUCUGUGCAAGCUGCGUACCCACCAGUGGUGUUUCCUCCUCUUCAACGUGCUCCUCUUCCAUGCCUUGUUGUUUGGCGCAGACCUCGUCGAGGAGUACCUCCUGCAGCCCACACCGGGGGUCUACACUGACGGCAUGGUGGUUGAUGUAAGAGAGAAAGCAAGGAAACUAGACCUGAGCAACGUCAAAGAGAACAUAUCGCGGGCCUACCCUAUUGCUAACCCUGAUGCCUGUAGGAACUCCGAUCUCUUCCUCCUCGCCCUAGUCUUCAGUUCGACAACUAACAGCACACAAAGAGAUGCAGUCAGAAGGACAUGGGCCAAUCAAACAGUCGUCCAAGGCCUACCGGCACGGAUUCUCUUCUUCUUAGGAUCAACUCGGACGGUCGCUGCACAAGACUCCCUUCUGACAGAAUCUGAACGCUAUGGAGACAUGGUGCAAGGUCAGGCUGUUUCCGACUCGUCCCGCCGUGGCCCAACAGAAAAAACGGUUCUUGCUCUCCGUUGGGUGAUUGCUUUCUGUCCCAUGGCGCGCUUUGUUCUGCUUACAAAAGACUCGGUCUUCGUCAAUCUCCCUGCAAUUGGAGGUUACCUUCUCGGGUUGCACAGGCACCCUGAAGAUCUCUACCUUGGUAGGGUGCUCCAGAGAGACUCUCCUGACAGGGACCCCAACAGUCCUGGCUAUCUCCCCCCAGCUUUUUACCCUGACAAAUACCUGCCCGAAUACUGUGACGACACAGCUUAUGUUCUAUCCCAAGAUGUGGUUAGAAAAGUGUACGUAGCAUCCACAGCAGUCCGUGCGCCUGUACCAACUGAUGUUUUUGUGGGUCUUUGUGCCAGGAAAGCUGGAGUGGCACCAACCCACAGUGCCAGGUUCUCUGGAGGGAAACAUAUCCGCUACAACGCAUGCUGCUACCGCUACCUGUUCAGCUCAGCAGGGAUGGGAAGCCAAGAACUAGAUAGAGUUUGGGCAGACCUGAGACAGGAGGGUGGGCGAUGCUCACUUUUAAAGACCUACUAUGGUCUCGUGACCUGCAAGGCCCUAACAUACCUGGACAAACUGUCCCUUUUCAACUCCUAA
Molecule: messenger RNA, 1092 nt
Organism: Labrus bergylta (ballan wrasse)
Lineage: Eukaryota; Metazoa; Chordata; Actinopteri; Labriformes; Labridae
Product: beta-1,3-galactosyltransferase 9
Cellular component (GO): Golgi membrane
Molecular function (GO): hexosyltransferase activity
Source: RefSeq, a predicted model, not a curated record